This is a messenger RNA of Gilbertella persicaria, 783 nucleotides long. RefSeq lists its product as uncharacterized. Gene Ontology annotation, molecular function: structural constituent of nuclear pore; phospholipid binding; single-stranded DNA binding. The coding region runs from base 308 to 736 and encodes 142 amino acids. Gene Ontology annotation, biological process: nuclear pore organization; regulation of DNA-templated transcription; NLS-bearing protein import into nucleus. The transcript has a single exon. The record is from RefSeq and is a predicted model, not a curated record. Lineage: Eukaryota; Fungi; Mucoromycota; Mucoromycetes; Mucorales; Choanephoraceae. Gene Ontology annotation, cellular component: nuclear pore central transport channel; nuclear pore nuclear basket; nuclear membrane.
UUAGACAAUGUUGGUGAUGAAGGGUACAUAUUUCUACAAAUGGUCAUGAACUAACGCGUAUUUCGGAUAUUUCUUAGACGCAAUGUAGCUAUGAAAACCUCUAAAGGUGUGUUCGUCAAACCAAAUAGAUCAAGUGAAGGAUUCAACAACAGCUUGUCUAAACUAAAAGAAGCUGAUCGUUUACCAACAGAAUCGAUUAAAGAAUCAGACAUUUCAUCAUCUCGAUACACGAAUAGAUCAUUAAAAGCCUUUGAUUCGCCCUUAACAUCUACUCAUCAGGCAUUAUUUAAAGAAAGGCAAGUUAUAAAUGUUGAGACAUCAACUAAAGACUUUGUAUAGUGCUGAAUCAAUAAGCAACAAAAAGAAAGUUCGAGUGUUUGGAUAUGAUGCCAGUAAAACGGAAGAGAUCAUAAAAUAUUUUUCAAGUUUGGGUGAUAUGCUCGAAGCUCCUUUCAGUCAAGGCAAUUGGAUCACUUUCCAUUAUGUCUCUCACGAAACAGCAUUAAAGGCAAUUGAAUGCAAUGGUAUGAUUAUUGACCAAGAUCAUAUGGUGGGUGUUACUUGGGACGAAAGAGCCAAAGAAGUUGAAGUGUUACGAUUGCCCCAACAUACCUCUGAUCUAUACAGUUCUCCUUUCUCUUCAACACAUAAACAAUCACAACAAACCCUGCAGUCAACUGGCAAUGCAAACAAAGGAUUUUUUGAUAGACUGAGAGAGAAUCUGAUGGGAUGGUAGAUUUCUUUUUUUUAAUUAAAUAAACAUAAUAGUAUUCAACGGCUCAA